AUGGCAGUCGAGGCAGAAGCUUCUGCCCAGAUAGAUCCAAAAAUGGUAGGACACUCCUUUGUGGAGCAGUACUACAAGAUUCUUCAUCAAAUACCUGAUCAGGUUCACAGAUUUUAUCAGGAAUCUAGCUUUCUAAGCCGCCCUAGAGGAACAGACGGCGUCAUGGUCUCCACAACAACUCUUAAAGGAAUAAGUGAGCAAAUAGACGUCCUGGAUUACCAGAAUUAUUUGACAGAGAUAGUGACUGUGGAUGCUCAAGGUUCCUAUGGCGGUGGAGUGACUGUUUUGGUCACUGGUUAUUUGAUUGGAAAGGAUUCCGAUGAAAGAAAAUUUGCUCAGUCAUUUUUUCUAGCCCCACAAGAGAAUGGUUUCUUUGUUUUAAAUGAUGUUUUUCGGUAUGUUGAUGAAAAGCAACCAUUAGGAAUGCCCAUCUCCAUUACCAUUAACGAAGUUGAAACUGCUACCUCUCAUCCUGAGCCAACUGAAGUUCCUAAUCAUUCAUCUGUAUCUGAGGAUACUCAGGAGGAAUUAGUCACUGACACAGUACAAAAUGGCAAGGCUUCAGCGCCUGAACAGCAGAAAGCAGACAAUAAUGUAGUAAAUCAGACUGUGCAAACAGUCAGCAUUGGAAACGAUUUGCCGGUUUCUCCCAAGACUCUUCCGAGUAAUGCUCAAACUGUCACAGGAAAUGAUUCUCCCAAAAAAUUGCAGAAAAAUGCUCAAAAUGGCCCUGGAACCAGUUCUCCUAGAGCUAUCAAGAAUAGUACUAUUCAAACUGCCCCUAAAACAGAUUCUACCAAAACACAGAGUAAAACACAUUCUCCCCAGACGCUUCAGAAUAACGUCGAAGCUGUCAUUGGCAACGUUUCUCCUCGAGGCACCGUUCAGAAUGGAAUUCAAAUUGUAACCGAUACCGAUUCCCCCAGGACAACAGUCCAGGAUGAUGGCUCCAAGAAAUCCUUUGCAUCAAUAGUUAAUAAGUUGAAGGACAAUAGUGCUCCAUUCCAAGUUCGUGUUCCACCUCCCACCUCAAAACUGUCGCAAGGAGCUGCAACGUCCAAGACAUCCCCUCGUAUCAGCAGCAUCAUCCAGCCUUCAGCCAAGAGUGCAUCUAUUUUUGUUGCAAAUUUGCCUUUGGAUGUGACAAUUGAUCAAGUUAGACAAGUCUUUGCGAAAUUCGGGCCUAUUAAAGCUAAUGGUGUCAGAGUUAGAACUAACCAGCUUCGACCAAAUUGUUUCAGCUUUGUAGAAUUCGAAUCUGCUAAUUCCGUGCAAAAUGCACUUAAGGCUUCUCCUAUCACAUUUGGUGAUCGAAAAGUUUUCAUCGAAGAGAAAAAAGGCGAACUUGUUGCUACUUCUAAAGGACCAGGAAAUGAUAGUACUACUCCUGUGAGACGAAACGAGGUCAUUGUGAACUCUAAUAAUGGAAGGAAACCCCAAGAAAUUGGUACCGUCGGAUGCGUCGGAAUCAAUAGCCCAAGGGCUCAACUGAAUAAUGAGGUUGGACGAGUUCAGAGCAAAGCAAAUCAAAAACAGGCUGGAAAGUAG
This is a messenger RNA of Pistacia vera, 1548 nucleotides long. RefSeq names its product nuclear transport factor 2-like. The transcript is spliced from 8 exons. The record is from RefSeq and is a predicted model, not a curated record. Bases 1 to 1548 code for a protein of 515 amino acids. Lineage: Eukaryota; Viridiplantae; Streptophyta; Magnoliopsida; Sapindales; Anacardiaceae. Gene Ontology annotation, cellular component: ribonucleoprotein complex; cytosol. Gene Ontology annotation, molecular function: mRNA binding.